Messenger RNA from Malassezia pachydermatis, 1986 nucleotides. RefSeq lists its product as hypothetical. The transcript is spliced from 5 exons. Gene Ontology annotation, cellular component: RSF complex. The record is from RefSeq and is a predicted model, not a curated record. The coding region runs from base 1 to 1986 and encodes 661 amino acids. Gene Ontology annotation, biological process: regulation of DNA-templated transcription. Lineage: Eukaryota; Fungi; Basidiomycota; Malasseziomycetes; Malasseziales; Malasseziaceae.
AUGGCAGUAGCAGCACUGCAAGGAGAUAUCGUCUCCGCUCUUCGCCAAAAUUGGAGAUUUGCUGCUAUUUGUCAGUUUCUGUUCACUUUUGAAGAGGCACUUGAGCUUGGAGGGUUUCAAACCCAACGCUUGGAAGCUGCCUUCAAGCUAAACCAGACGAGCUAUUUAUCCUGGCUUUUUGCACUACUUCUCCGGUUUCUGACCCAGGAUAAGUCUAUUACCGAAACGACAUGGGAUGAUUCGCUUCGUUAUCAGUGGAAUCUACGCGCCAAGCCUGGGCAACAAGCUCCGUUAGGCACGGUAGAUGAGCCUAUACCAUGGGAUGAUCUCGACAUUCAAGAUAAGCUUUUGUGUUUGCAUGAGCUCUGUGAGUGGCAAAUGGAGGAUCCUGAGCGCCUUCGUCGCAAGCUUACUUCCGAAGAUGAUGCUGUGAGCUGGCAGCGUGUGGAUCCUGCUGGCUGGGAUCGGAAUGGAAACACAUAUUGGCUCUUUGACGACAACCGUCUAUGGAUUCAACGCGUACCGCCAAAACGUGUGCCAAAACGUACCAAGGCAGCGCCACCGCCAAAGAAGCGGAAGAUUGCAAAGCCAGCCUUGCCGCCUCCUCGACCUGCUGGCCGAAGGUCUUCACGUUUGAAUCGUGGGGUAGACAAUGAGGGAUGGGAGGCGGUGCCGGCUGAUAUCCUGCCACCUCCAAAGAAAGAGACGUCAGAAAAAGACCUGUUUGAUUCUGAUUCGGAUCUGUCACUACCACCUGACGAGGAUACGGACGCCUCCUCCUCGUGGCUUGAAUUUGAGACUAUUUGUGUCACCAAGCCAGAAUGGGAGGCCUUCAGUGCCAAGUUCGCAGCGUCCAAGCACCCUGACGAGAGGCAGCUUUACAAAUAUAUCACAAAGGAGGUCCUGCCGAAGGUCCUGGAAGUGAUCCAGGCCGAGGAGAAAAAAGCUGCGCUGGAAAUUGCCAUGUCCAACCGCAAGCGAAGCAGUCGUAUUGCUAUGCGUGAUAGUGAACGCGAACAACGCGAGAAGGAAGAGGCUGAAAUACGCGAACAACGUGCGCGCGCUGCGGCUGCACUCAAGGCAGAAAGGGAACGUGGGGCACGGGCACUUGCAGAAGAGCAAGCUCGGAAAGAGCGUGAAGUCCGGGUGAUGAGCCGAGGUGAACGUUUGCUAGCUCGUGAGAGGCUCAUUCAAGAACGAGAAGAAGCGAAGCGUCGCCAAAGUCAGGAGCCAUCGGAGCCUACAGAGUCGUGGCAUCUUCGCUGUGAAGUUUGCCGAGCGGAUGUCAUUGACCCACCUGAAUCUCAGGAUGUAGUGGCGUGCGAGAAGUGUGGUAUUUGGCAACAUACAGGCUGUUGGGAUGCUCUCGACCGCCAAGAGGGCAGGACGCCACGUUCAUGGAACUCUGUUGAUUUCCAGUGUCGCUCGUGCGAUGACGAUCAGAAACCUGCUGUGGUACCUCUAGGCCAGCCAUUGCCUGUGCCUCAGGCGCGUCAAGGCAAUACGCUGAAGGAGUCGGACGACGUGCCUCCUUUUCACCCUAUGAAAGAGACGGAUGGGUCGGGGCCCACUACCAACAGAAUGUAUCAGUUGGGGAUGACAAGUGCUGCGGCUUCUGCCUCACCCAUGGUGCCUGCCCCUGUCUCUUUGCCCAGCCCGAGAACAGGACUUGGCACUUUUGGUGGCUCGCCUAUGGCUCCCCCUCGCUUGCCAAGCACACCCGGGUCAAGCAGUCCACAAAGAUCGCAACCGACAUCGCCCCAGCAUGCUUUUAGUCCGUUUCAGCGUAAUAUGAGCCCCCGUGGCGCUUUCCCUCUGCGAAGUUUGCAUGUCAAAUCGCCAUUGUCGCGUGCGGUAGAUAUGACGGAUGUGCCUACGCCCAUGGCGCUUGGCCCCCCCAUGACGUCAGCGCCGAAACCAAGUUCGGAGGCAAAGCCAGCUACUUCGACAGAAGCUUCUUCGACUCUGAUGAAUCACACGGUCUAG